GGUCGCGGCCGCACGCGUAUUCUUUCAUCUCAGUUCGCGCGAAAACAGAAUUCACAGAUUAAAAAGAAAAAUAAAUAAAUCUCUAUGAGAGAUAUACAAAACAAGUGGUGCGCGUACUGGCCGGUAUUGGGUGUUUAAAAAAGUUAAAUUUAUGCCAUUGUCGAACGCGUCCGAUCAUUCGGCCAGGAUUUAUGCAAGUAACUCUAAGAAUUAAAUAAAUUUAGGUUACAUAACAAAAGCGUUGAUGAAUACGAAAGUGAUUAACAAAAAUGGAAAAAGAUAUAAAAUCAGAAAAGAAGAUGGACAAACUGAAGAAUCGAUUCAUGAAACUGCAAGAGAAAAUCCAAGACACCGUAGAAGAUUUUCAAGACCAAGUGCACAAUAAAAUGGAGAAAUCAAAGAUAACCAGAUUCAUUUCGCAUUUGUCUGAAGACAAGAGUUCUGUUGAUAGUGCUGAAGAUGGUAAAAGUAUAGGUGUUUGUUCAAUUAACUCUGAACUACUGAAUGCUAUACCUUCUCUUGUACUAAAUGUGGAUCCUCAUAGUGAUCCAAAAGAUGUUUGUGAGAAUUUUCUGUCUAUUGAAAGAAAUGACGGAAGUCCUAUAAGGAAAUGUCUCUCUGCUUUUAAUUUGAGCUACACAGAAGACACUGUCCGAAGUUCCAGUGAAUCUUGCCUGUCAGGCGUUACUUCUAGUGAUGAAAGUGCGGUAGCAGAAGUGGCAGUGUCAAUAUUAACUCCAUCGAAAACUACAUCAGAAAUAAGACCUCGAGCAGGCAGUCUCCCUCCAGAUGGUCGUGUCAAUUUGGAUAUACCAACAGCGAUCAAUACUUGCACAGAAUUGAUAGAGAAAUUUGGAAACCGCUUCCCAACUUUCAAAAGUGGAGGAGAUAAGAUUCAUAGGUAUUUGCUGAAAAACACCCGUCUGAGUGAUGUGAACAAGAGGUUGAAGGCCCAAAUCUGGAGUUCAGUGGUCACCAUCGUGUUGGUUGAAGCGAAGAAUCUGCCAGCCAUGGAUUUAGAUACAAGGUCUAGCGAUCCUUAUUGUAAGUUUAGGUUAGGCAAUGAGAAAUACAAGAGCAAGGUUGUUUGGAAAUCUUUGCAUCCGUCGUGGCUGGAGCAGUUCGAUCUUCAUCUGUAUGAUGAUCAGGAGCAGAUCCUGGAAGUCACUGUGUGGGAUAAGGAUAAGCAGACUAAGGACGACUUUUUGGGGAGGUGUGCAAUAGACCUUUCAAAGUUGGAGAGAGAGAAGACACACAGCAUCUGGCAAGAGCUAGAAGAUGGCAAUGGACAGAUCUUCCUUCUUCUAACAAUAAGUGGAACGACGCAAUCUGAAACUAUAACAGAUCUGACUAGCUAUAGAGAAAACCCUAGGGAUCUUGAAAUUAUUGAAAGGAGAUAUACCUGGUACCACCUAAACGAGCAGUCAAGCGGUGUGGGAUGGCUUUGUGUGAAAGUGUAUGGAGCUAAAGGUCUGGCCGCAGCAGACUUGGGUGGAAAAUCAGAUCCGUUCUGCGUUCUGGAGCUGGGGAACGCGAGGCUCCAGACCCAUACGGAGUAUAAAACGCUAUCGCCGAAUUGGAUGAAAAUAUUCACUUUCACAGUCAAAGACAUCUGUUCAUAUCUUGAGAUUACCGUAUACGACGAAGACCACGACCACAAAGUGGAGUUCUUAGGGAAGCUGAUCGUACCAUUAUUGACAAUAAGAAACGGAGAGAAGAGAUGGUACGCUCUAAAGGACAAGAAGAUGAGAGCGAGGGCGAAAGGGAACUACCCCCAGAUAUUGUUAGAGAUGAAUGUAAUUUGGAAUCCUCUAAAAGCGGCUAUACGGGCUGUGAAUCCCAAGGAACCCAAAUACAUGCAUCAGGAGGCUAAAUUCAAGAGGCAGUUGUUCAUAAGAAAUGUGAUGAGGUUAAAGGCAAUCAUAAUGUGGUUUAUAGAAGUAGGGAAAAUUUUACAAGACUGUUUCGAAUGGGAAUCCAAGUUGCUGUCGUUCAUCGGUUUGUUGGCGUGGCUCGCUUUCUGCUAUUACUAUGAGAUGUGGAUGUUGCCAUUUCUACUUCUCGUCUUCUUUACUAGGAACUGGCUCAUUUACAGGCUUACUGUUCAAUUAAAACGUUCCUACAAGAAUUAUAAAAGUAAUCCAUUGGAAUACAUAAAGAAAAUAUUCGGUAGAGGCAAUCCUUUGUUACUACCGGUGGAUGAUGAUGAUCUUCUAGCAGAAGAGGACGAUGAAGAUGAAGCGGAUAAGGAGGAAAAGAAAUCAUUAAAAGAGCGACUACAAGCCAUACAAGAGGUCACACAAACUGUCCAAAAUGCUAUAGGCUAUGUAGCGUCCUUUGGUGAAGCUGUAAAAAACCUCAUGAACUUUACAGUGCCAUAUUUAAGCUACUUGGCGAUUAUAAUGUGUUUCGGGGCGAUGUUAGUUUUAUACAUGAUACCCUUAAGAUAUUUAUUAAUGGCAUGGGGUAUUAAUAAAUUUACGAGAAAGAUCUUGAGACCACACACUAUACCGAAUAACGAAGUAAUAGAUUUACUAUCGAGGGUGCCGGACGACGAAAUUUUAUUGGACUGUCGAGAACUGAAGCCACAUCCACCAAGCGAACAUAGAAGAGAUGUAAGAAAGAAACAUAAGGCUUCGUAACAGACUAAGAACUGGAUCCAACGAAGGAUCAAAUAUUGUGCUUCGAAAAUUUCAUCCAGUAAAAUUAAAUGAAUAAUUUUAAACCACCCACAAACUGCAAUGUCGUCUAAAUAAAUUUUAUAUCCAUUUAAAAAUUAAACGAAUGUUGUAUAUUUGUGCGAGUAAACACGAAUAGAUAUAAAUAAAAGCCAAAUGAAACAAAAUAAUUUUGUUUUUAAGGUGAAAAGGCAUAUAAUGCAUUUAAAUAAGUCUUUAUACAACA
Messenger RNA from Amyelois transitella, 2904 nucleotides. RefSeq names its product multiple C2 and transmembrane domain-containing protein (gene Mctp). Gene Ontology annotation, molecular function: calcium ion binding. Bases 270 to 2642 code for a protein of 790 amino acids. The transcript has 17 exons. Gene Ontology annotation, biological process: regulation of neurotransmitter secretion. Gene Ontology annotation, cellular component: synaptic vesicle membrane. Lineage: Eukaryota; Metazoa; Arthropoda; Insecta; Lepidoptera; Pyralidae. The record is from RefSeq and is a predicted model, not a curated record.